Molecule: messenger RNA, 3857 nt
Organism: Dicrocoelium dendriticum
Lineage: Eukaryota; Metazoa; Platyhelminthes; Trematoda; Plagiorchiida; Dicrocoeliidae
Source: the annotation of a GenBank genome assembly
UGCUCUUCCGCCAUGCUCCACAGUCACCAGUUUUGCAGGGAUGGCCGCUCCCAAUCCCGGAGGCUUGAUGCUUCCACAAAACCCCUUCUUGCCCCAGCUUAUGGUCCCAACCUCUACCACCGCUGCUCCUUGUGCCACAACUUUAGGAAGUGUACCCAAUCCACCACAUUCCCUACCUAACCCAUCACCUGCCUUUCUUUCUGGAUUGGCCCAAUCUCAUCCUGCUGUGGCUGCUGCCAUGGCGAUUGCCGCCGGUUUUUCCCCCACGGUUUCAUCAAGCGUUUCUGGCCAUUCACUCGGCUCUAUUACGAGCAACGAUCACCAUGCGUAUUCUUCUCAACUGCCUGCACACUUCAAUAACAUGGCAACGCCUUCAUUCCCCGGGUCAUCGACCAAUGCACUUAGCGGUACACCUUUGCCCUCAUCCAUGUCUAACGCGGUUGGUCCACCCACUCUUAUUCACAGUCCUUAUCCAUCGAACCAUGGUUCCGGGUGUCCAAAUAACUUCUCGCCGACAUCAUCCUCUUUCGCAUCGCCAUCGGGCUCCCGACUACCCGGUAUUCUUUCGGACACAGGUGCGGGACCUACAGGAUUGUCGCCAUUUCCACCAAUCAUGUCCCCUGCUGCAUUGUCAGCACUCAUGAGCGACAAGAAUUUGGAUGACAAGCAGCGAACUGCUGCGGCAGCUGCUAUGGCUGCAGCAAUGGCUGCGGCCGCUGCUGCUGCUGCUACUUCUCCAGCUGCAUUUGGGCUACCACCUGGGUUACCGGGCUCCACUGCUAACUCCAUGGAUGCUCACAGCCUGAUGGCUACCAUGGCAAGUUUUGCCGCCGCCCAGUCUGCGGUAGCUGCGGCGGCUGGGCUCGAUUUGGAUUCCACUGCCGGCAGCCUUUUGGGCGGGGCACCUGCUUUCGCACCCAAUAUUUGCAACAAUGGAAUCCCUAUAUCGGGGACCGGAACCACUGGGUUUGGUUCCCCCUACUUCUCUAACAUUGCUCACGGAUUUCCCCCACCCAAAAGCUCUACUCCUCUCUCUGGUUCUGGCCAGCGUCAAGGAUCGUACACCCCACCUGGAAACGAUCAGUUAGGACUGACACAAUCGGACCAAAAGCGCCGCCGCAUUGAAUGCCUUGUCCCGGAUGAUCCGAUGAACGCCCUCUCCAGUGUAGAGGAAAAUGGCCUGGAUUCCUUGGGUGCUGGUUGGGUUGAAAGACCGGGUCGCGAACGUUCCGAAGUAAUGAGGAAUCGGAGCAAAGUGGUUGCUGGUGCAUGCGCGUCCGUUUCACCGGCUAAACUUCCCUCAUCUGUGGUCUCAUCCUCCUUGAACAUCAUGACAUCGAACUGCUCCGGAGCCACAGGGCACAUGCAGCGCUGCACAGAGGAAAAAGCAAAUGACACAGACCAAAAAGAUACUUGUGACAGCCCUCCAUCUUUGAGCGUGAACGGGACGGAGAACCGUGAUUUUGAAACUGAAUCACAUACAUAUGGGGCUGUGGGAGACUCCCUGUCAUCAAAAAUAAACGGAUACUCCAAGCCGUCAUUAUCUCCACCCGGGUCGGGCCAUGUGACAAAGAUGCAGCCAAAUUCUACAGACUUCUCCAUUUCAAGUCCCCGGCCAGAUUCUGCAAACCCCAAGUUCAUCAACCUCCCGGGUGUUAGUGCAGUGUCCUUGUCACCACCGUACUUAACCUCCGAUAACGGAACGUUGGCGACUGACCUCUACAACUUGACACCAACUAACUUACCGAAUUCCUCGGACAAAGCAGCAAUUGGGUCUAGUUUUCCUACCUCUUGUGGAACUACUGGUAGUCUUCCUCUCCACACAACUCCUGUAAACCUGUUCGACGCAGAUGCAUGCGGCGUUAGAGAGUCCGAACCGCACACAUAUCCUCGAUCAAUGCCCCCAUUGUCGUCACUUUCCCCGACAUCAACCAUUUCUGCAGUAACAACAAUGGUUGGUGGUGCCUCGGCAUCUUCCAUUACAUCUUUGACCUCGCCGGUGCAGUCCAACCUAACUUCAUUGCCCGCUCCUCCCACAAUGGUAUUCGAGUCACCGUACUGCAACUCCCUUCAAAGUAUGCCAUCUUCGGGAAGAGUGCCCUAUUCCUUUCUUCUCCUGGAUAACCAACCUCCUACUCCGGUCCCCUUCACACCAGACGCAUUUUUCGGUCCCGGCAUUCCGCAUCAGGCGAAACCAGUACAUUGUUUGGAUCAUGGUGAAGUUGUCUGUGCUGUCACGAUUAAUAACGCCACUCGUCAAGUUUAUACCGGGGGUAAGGGUGGUGUCAAAGUCUGGGAUCUGAACGCAGCGACUUCUUUCUCUUCCUCCUCUACCGGAACUAGCCCUGGUUCCGUUUCGUCACAACAACCUGGUAUUACCAAGUUGCCCAUGUUCACUCUCGAUUGCUUACAGCGUGACAAAUACGUGCGAUCGAUCAAACUGACCAAUGAUGGUCGGACCUUACUGGUUGGUGGAGAAUCAAGCAUACUCAGCAUUUGGGAUCUGGGUUCAUCGAGUCCACGUCGUAAAUUUGAACUCAAUUUCGCUGCUCCUGCUUGUUACGCGUUAGCUGUGUCACCGGAUGGAAAGCUUUGCUUCAGCUGCUGCUCAAACGGCAACAUUGGUGUUUGGGACUUCCACAAUCGGAUUCUGGUCCGCCAGUAUCACGGUCAUUCCGAGGGCGCUUCUUGUAUCGAUAUCAGACCUGAUGGGACCAAAUUAUGGAGCGGUGGCUUGGAUAGGACUGUACGUUGUUGGGAUUUAAGAGAACAUUGUCAGAUCAACCAGUUUGAUCUGAGUGCACAAGUCUUUUCCUUGGGAUACUGUCCGUCGGGCGACUGGCUGGCGGUUGGUUUGGAAACUGAUCAAGUUGAAGUGUUCAGCCCUAACCACCCAGAGCGUUAUCAGCUCUCCCUGCAUGAGAGCUGUGUGUUAUCACUCAAAUUCGCACACAGUGGACUGUGGUUCACCUCCACAGGAAAGGAUCAUUGUCUACACGCCUGGCGGACUCCAUAUGGAGCGAACUUAUUCCAGCUAAAGGAAAACUCCUCAGUUCUUAGUUGUGACAUUUCAUUGGAUGACAAAUUCCUUGUAAGUGGUUCCGGUGACCGCAAAGCCACAGUAUACGAGAUCCUCUAUUGAUCUAUGCCUAGCAUGUCGCUGAACUUUCGAUUCUGUUCGCUCAUCUUUUCUCACCUCCGCCACACCACUGUUCCUCUCGUACCGACGCAGUCCCCCGCAACUAGCCACCAUGCUAUCGCAACUCCACAUUCACUUGUAAUUCGUUCACCGUUGCCGAUCUCACCGUAUCCCGAUAGAGAUUGUGCUCUCCAUCGACUCAAUGUUUGUAUCAAUCUCCUUGUUCUUCUGUUCUCUGUACAGCACCCUUUUCUUUGCUUUAAUCAUGCUCCUACUUCCGCAACUUAUCAAACGUUUCUGUCGCUUACACCCAGACGUCCGUCAACAAGCAGCCACACGGCCUGCAUCACUUACAAGUUUAUUGCUAUUUUUUCCAAGAUAUCUGCUCGCAUUUCUAGGCUUUGUUAAUUUCACACACACCGUACUUGGCUUACAGGUGCUCAUCCUGUUAUUGACCAGGCUCCCUCCACUCGCUGCGCGACUGUUCUUUUAACCUCUGCUGUACAGUUGUUACUAGUUCUUCUUCUCACACCUGGUAUCUCUUUUGCUCUACUCUCUCAGUUAUGCUUGCUCGCCUUUUCACACGACAAAAUCACUUGUUUCUCUACCCAUUACUCAUCCAAGCAUGCUGAACAGCUGCAUAAUAAAGGUCAACUUGUGGCCGCGGUAAUUUCACUCGCCUGCAAUUAUCCAUUGUUGUACUGGAGCUGUUCCCUUC